AUGAACCUCGCAAGGGGUUGGCUCGAGCGGUGCAGCGCUCACCAUGCCAUUUGCAACCAACAGGACCCUGAUUUUAUCCCAACGCGUCUCCUCGACGUCCGUGGUCCCGCAAUUCGUCUAACGCUCACAGAGUCGAAGAAGCGCAAAGAAUAUACCAAGUACUGCUGCCUCAGCCACUGCUGGGGCGGCGUAACCGAUAUGCCGCUCCUCAAGACCACCACCCUCAAGUCCUUCGUAUCCGGGAUCGACAUCACCACCCUCCCACGCACCUUCCAGGAUGCCAUCCUUAUCACGCGCCAGCUCGGCGUCCGCUAUCUUUGGAUCGACUCGCUAUGCAUCGUGCAAGACUCGGCGGAGGACUGGGCCAAGGAAGCGGCCGUGAUGGGCAAGAUCUACCAGAACGGGCACUGCACCAUCUCGGCAGCCGAGGCCGCUAGCGGGCACGGGGGUUGCUUUGUGCGGCGGAAUCCGCUCAACUGCAACCCCCCGUUGGGGUACCCGUCCGUGCAGCCGUCUGCUUCCGGGGCGGAAAUAGAAGUGGACGUCCCGGCGCCUCGGCUGACGAUGGUCGAUGUCUUUACUUCCAAGUUGGCGUCGCGCGGGUGGGUGUUCCAGGAGGCGUUGCUGUCGCCACGUAUCCUGUACUUUGGCCGUGGUCUGUUUUGGAACUGCAAAGCCGGUCAGGCAUCGGAGCUGGAUCCGCUCGGCAGGGGCAUUCUGCAUAUGGGGAUGCAGUAUGGCCCGGCAACCGAUGCCAUCUUCCCCAAACUACUAGAGUCUUCGAGACCGGGCCGCGCAAGAAAGCGCUCGGCCGCCAGCAAGAAACUGCAUAGGGAGUGGAUGCGGCUGGUAGCCACCUACUCCCGACUCCAGCUGACCUUCGAGAACGACCGCCUGCCCGCGCUGGCGGGAAUCGCGCAGACUGUUAUGUCGCUUGCGGGGGGUGUGCUGAAGGGGCAGUAUCUCGCUGGAAUGUGGAAAUGUACGCUGGUAUUCGAUCUUUUGUGGUCCCAGGGCGCGGCGGCCCUAGACGGUCAUGGGCCGCGUCCGCGACUUGACAGAAACGAGUGUCCUUCUUGGUCGUGGGCGUCAAUCGGCGGCGCGGUAGAGUCGUAUCUGGGAACAUGGCAGGACUGGCCUGGUGGGAUGGAGCUGUUUGUCGACAUCGUGUCAGCAACGACCGAGUGUGAUCCGCUUGAUACGGCCAGGACGGGGAAGGUCACAGGCGGCGACUUAACAAUGGAGUGUAUCCCAAUCCCCUGCCACGUCGAGGCGAGGAAAUACGCCACGGUCGAUAUGGUUGAGGUACACUGGCGCCUCAUUGAUGGUGAGGGGAAGGAGAUUGGGAAGGCGACGCCAGAUACCAACCCGAACGAGUUUGUCGAUGGAGCCACGUUUGCGGUGCCGUUUUUGAGAAUAGAGGACGGGUCGGAGAUGGAACUUCAUGGCCUUGUCCUUGUCCAGAAGGGAGAUGUCUUCGCCAGGGUGGCAAAAUGGACGGCGACGACCCCAAAGGUGAGUUAG
Molecule: messenger RNA, 1524 nt
Organism: Chaetomium fimeti
Lineage: Eukaryota; Fungi; Ascomycota; Sordariomycetes; Sordariales; Chaetomiaceae
Product: heterokaryon incompatibility protein-domain-containing protein
Exons: 3
Coding region: 1-1524 (507 amino acids)
Source: RefSeq, a predicted model, not a curated record